UGAUGUGUCAUAGUAUAUUAGGUUUUUCUUCUCCCCAAUUCAAUUUCACGUUCUCCUUCUCCCCAUUGCUGCAUCUUCUCUCUUCUCCUUCUCCUUCGUGUUCAUCAUUUCUGCAUCUUAUCUCUUCUCCUUCUCCUUCGUGUUCAUCACUUUUGCAUCUUCUCCAUUGUGUUAAUCACCAACGAUGAAGGAAAAACAUUGUUCUGAGUUCUUCAAAGAGACCAAAUCAGAAAACAACGAUUAUUGUGUUAUUAGUAGGGCUCGUGCUUCUCCAAUUUGUUACUGUGGUGAUGCUGCUGUGAUUCGUAGGGCAAACACGGACAAGAAUUUCGGAAAGAAAUUUUGGGGAUGUAUCAAUUACAAGGGGUCUGAGCAAAGAGGUUGUGGUUUUUUCAAGUGGUUCAAUGAGGAAGUGGUGGAAGACAAAUGUGAAGAUUUGAUGCAUAAGUUUGAAAUCUUAUCCAAGGAAUUUGAAAAAUUGAAGAGCAGAAAUGAGGAUUUAGGGAAUGCUGUGACUGAAAUUCAAGGCAAAUUGAAGAAGUUUCAAAAGUGGAAGUUUAUAUGCUUUGUAAUAUUAUGUUUCUGGUUUUAUAGGAUGUUUUAGUAUUGGCAAUUAGAUUAGG
Vicia villosa (hairy vetch) is the source of this 623-nucleotide messenger RNA. RefSeq lists its product as uncharacterized. The record is from RefSeq and is a predicted model, not a curated record. Bases 185 to 604 code for a protein of 139 amino acids. NCBI's taxonomy places the organism in Eukaryota, Viridiplantae, Streptophyta, Magnoliopsida, Fabales, Fabaceae. Gene Ontology annotation, molecular function: zinc ion binding. The transcript is spliced from 2 exons.